Molecule: messenger RNA, 672 nt
Organism: Pseudomassariella vexata
Lineage: Eukaryota; Fungi; Ascomycota; Sordariomycetes; Amphisphaeriales; Pseudomassariaceae
Exons: 1
Coding region: 1-672 (223 amino acids)
Source: RefSeq, a predicted model, not a curated record
AUGCCGGCCAGAGCGCCGAUUCUCAGGUCGAUUGACGAGGAUAUUGACCCCGUCCCUGUGCCGCCUCCUUUGACGUACGCCAAUUCUGCAGCACGCGGCCGGUCGCUCACGCGUCAGUCUAUUGCUUAUAUGCCCCCUAUUCCCGAGUCGCCUGCCCAGGACAAGUAUUCUACGACGACUAGCCGGGCUCUCGUUCCACCGUCCCUGGCCAUCAUCCCACCGCAGACGGCGACCAUGUCACCCAUGCCAUUGUCUCACUCACCCACCGACGAUUUCAUCCCCAUUAUGCAUAAGCGCAUCCCAGAGAAAAUUCACACUCGCAUGCCCUCCCCGCCUCCGACACCGAUCGAUGAUGAUGAUGAUGGGUUUACACCCAUUACGCCCAUCACGCCCCGAUCUCGGGGUUUACUCGGGCGCGAUGCGCUAGGGAUCCCGGUGUUGAAAUCUAAGUUUAGUCGGUCAAAAAGUAAGAAAGUCACCGGCAGUACUGCGUUCGAUGACCUAGAACCGCUUAGCCCGUCGAAUGAUGUGGCGAGGGGAGUAGAUGGUUCGGGAUUGCCGGUUCCAGUCACACAGAGUAAGAGUACGAGACGGACAGUUUGGGGGGUGUUGGAGGGGUGGUGGGAUUUAGGGUUGUUGGAUAGAGGGAAGAGUUUGAGGAGAAAGGGUUAA